Molecule: messenger RNA, 9609 nt
Organism: Cordyceps militaris CM01
Lineage: Eukaryota; Fungi; Ascomycota; Sordariomycetes; Hypocreales; Cordycipitaceae
Product: fermentation associated protein
Exons: 2
Coding region: 1-9609 (3202 amino acids)
Biological process (GO): fermentation
Cellular component (GO): membrane
Source: RefSeq, a predicted model, not a curated record
AUGUCCGCGCGGGACCAGCCACUCGUCCCCAAACAACCAGGUCCUCUCGACUUCAAUUACCAAUUUUUCAUCUUCCUGCUCAUCUCCGGCCUACUCUCCAUCUUCUUCCUCCUUUACUUCAACAGACUCUUCGGCUCGAUAGUUUCCUACACGAUUCGAACAUGGACCUGGCACCGAUACAACGUAUACGUUGACAUACAAGCUCUUCAAGUCUCAUUGUUGGCUGGCAGAGUUUUCUUCUCCGGCUUACGCUACCACGGCGUCAAUGAAUCCUUCUUGGUCCAGCAUGGCGAUAUUACAUGGCGAUACUGGUUGCGUAGGGUGCGCGAGGCGGACGUGCUCGACGAUGAGCAUUCGCAAGGGAAACACCCCUCCAGGUCCGACAAUAAUUCAAAGCUGCCGUGCCGCAUCAACGUCAGUCUGGUCGGCUUGGAAUGGUUCGUCUACAAUCGCAGCCCGGCCUAUGAAGGAGUUUUGGCUGGUCUGAAGGAAACCGAUGCAACACGCUCCUCUUCCAACGAUGUCUACGAAGAAAAGCCCAGCGAGACGGACAAGCCCCGCAAGAGAAAUCUACAUGGCUUGGAUCAGCUCGAGGAAAUAUUUCCGCCAUCACGAAACGGGCGACCAGUUACUGGACAGCGCAGCAGCUCUCAAGACGUCAACAGUGUUGACGGAGAUGCAGCUGGCUCUACGGAAUCAGAAACGCCAUUCAUUCUCCAGUGGCUCCCUAUCCACAUUGAAUGCAAAACAGCCGCCGCCGUAAUCGGAAAUGAGAACACCAAAGCUGUCCUAGUCGUCAAGGCAAACGCCGUGACAUGCCAUGUUGACGCUGGAGCUGCCCGGACACCAGACCCAUACCGUCAACUCUUUGAUGUCGAUUUUGACCACCCCGUCAUCGAGAUCAAGGAAAACGAGGACUUCAAGGAGGACCAGGCCACCCGCGCCACUCAAGAACGCGAGAUUGGCAUACAAUUUGACUCACAACCCCGACGAACUUGGUUCCGCCACAGACGCCGAAAAUUCGUCUCGUCUAUGCGAAACAUGGUUCCUUAUUGGCGUAGAUCAGUCGAGUCAUUUUCGGCAGACUCGCGUGCUGAUCUUGGCUCUGGGGCUUCUCAUAUUCCAGCAUCAAAUCGCUGGCAAGGCCUGUCCCGGUAUUUGGAUGACCGCGACCAAGAUGACAAGGCUAGAUGGGGCUCUGUGGAAUAUGCUGCUGUAACGACCAUAAUGGAUUCACCUUCCGCCCACUUGCAAGUAUACUGGGAUGCGGUGGCCAAGGUAACGCAACGCGACGCUCGACCCAACACCGCCGACUCUCUCCUUCAUAUUAACGGCGGCGACGCACCUGCCUGGGGCAUGCAUCUCACUGUCAGAGGUGGUACCAUGAACUAUGGACCAUGGGCCGAUCGACAACGCGCCGACUUGCAGCGCGUCUUCUUGCCCGGACUAGCUAAAGAUGCGACACCCGCAAAGCCGCUGACACCGGGCGAAUGGCGAGUGGCCACAGAAUUCAAGCUGUUGAUUGAGUUGGAAGAUACGGUUACUCUGCGGAUACCCAUUCGAGAAGAGUCAAAGAAUUGGCGCUGGCGUGGGAAAGAGCCCCCAAUUAGCCAGCAGGCGCCUACGAAACGGAAGCAACGGAACAAGGCCAAGAAGAAGAGCAAAACAGAUGUCAACCAAACUCGUCCUGUAGGAUGGCUUGAGCUUAAAGUACCCGCCAAUUCAUGCGUGGAAUACUCUAUGGACAUGCUAGCUCGACUUGGUGGCUAUAAGAACACCUUGCGAGUUGAUCUGCCAACUUCGGAGCUUUGGAGUAGUGUCAACCAUGACCUGCUUUGGCGCUCUGGUCCCCAGAAGAUUGUUUGCGAUUUAUCGAACCCUCUUGGAUGGAAUACACUCCGAAAUUGGCACUUCAAUAUCAUGUCUGAUGACAUGAACCUGUACUUGCUCCGCGACCAUAUCUUUCUUCUGAUAGACCUAGUCAAUGACUGGGCCAGUGGACCACCCUCAGACUACCUCGUAUUCACCCCUUUCAACUAUCAUUUGCACCUAAAACUUGGGAAUUUGCAAGCAUAUAUAAAUGUCAACGACGGCAACAUUAUUGAUAAUGCGACAGCGCAUGACGAAAACAAUUUCCUUAUUCUCUCGACUCCUGUUCUGAACAUGGAAGCUACAAUACCGCUCGACAAAUUCAUUCCCGACAAAAAUUCUAUUCCCUUUGAUAUUCGAGCUGAGACGCUCACCUUAUCCGUGCGGACACCCCAAUGGAAUACCGAAUCGGCAUUUUUGGACUCGGACCUGCUAGGCAAUGCCGAAGGCCUAGUCGUUUCGGGAAGCUAUCAGUACAAUGCCUCAACCUCAGCAGCCAACACCGACACCCUGGUAUUGAAUGUAUAUGGCCAGUCUCCUCACGUCACCCUGUAUGGCUUCCUCAUACGCUACCUCAUGCUGCUUAAGGAUAAUUAUUUCGGCGAAACUGUGCAUUUUCGCACAGUCGACGAAUAUCAAGAGCAACUACAAUCACAGGCUCAGGGCGACGGUGAUGUUCGGAUGCAACCACCAGUUAAGAAGUCGAAUGACUUGGACGUGAUUCUUUCUGUCAAGGUUGACGAUCCCCAGGUUGCCGUGCCAACAAAUCUUUACUCAGCAAACCGCUUCAUUCGAGGAGAAUUUGCAAGCUUGGCUGUCGAUUUGCGAUUUACCAACUACUACAUGGACUUGGAGCUGGAUUUGAGCCCCCUUAGCUUGUCACUCGGUACUGGUGCCCAAACAGACUCACCAAGCUUAUCAACGUCCAAUACACAACUAUUUAUCGAUGGUAUACGUGCGUUUGGCCACAGAGCUUUUGGAUUGCCACCUUCUGAGCCUACAUAUAUGUGCAACUGGGAUGUCUCAGUCGGCGCAGUUCGUGGUGGCUGCAAUGCGGAGUUCCUGUCUGCGCUCACCAAGGGUGCAUCUGCGUUCGGCUUCACAUUUGACGAUGUUGAGAAUGCGCUAGUGCCAUACUCGUCCCUCAUUUUCUACGACAUCACAUUUAUCCGAGCCCAGGUGGACGGUGUUUCGCUGUGGGUUCACCUGCCUGAUGCUGCAUUCCUAAUCUCGACAGGAACAAUUGAUGUGAACAGCAAUGAUUGGGCCCGGUCGCAUUACUCCAAGAGAGCAAAUGUACUCAUCCCGGAUAUCCAAAUCUCAUGCGUCGAUGCCGAGUCUGCGACUGAACACAAGUCCCGCCACCAGCAUCCUGUCCAAACUGAUGCAUAUCUACGGAUGGAUGUCCAACUUGGCUCGAUCGGGCGCAAGGUGAAUUUCUCGGAAGAGCGCAAGACGCAACAGCAGUUGGUACGCCGCGAAGAUCAGCGCACUGACAGAACGCCCUACCUGAUUUUCGACGAAUUGCUGGAUGAAUUAAUGCCUGACCAUGUAGACGACCCUGCUCAGUGUUUCCCCCCUCCGCCAUAUCCUGUUGACGAGGUUGAUGCCGAGUAUGAUUCUGCUCCAAGCAUUCGAGCGUUGAAUUCUUCUCCCAAACUCAGACGGCAAAGCUCCUUCUUGUCGUUUGCAAGCUCCGGGAGUGGGAGCAGCGUAAGGCGGAGAGCUGCUACCGCUCGAACCCAUACAAAGUCGCUACCUCAGAAAAUGUCUUUGCAUGGCCAGCUACAGCCGUCAAACUAUGCCGCUCCCACAAGCGCUGCAGAAGACACGAGGAACCGCCACUCAAGUCAUCCCGCCGUCACCUUCUCUAGCCCUUACUUUGCACCUCAUUUUUCCAUGGAUGGCAUUCGGCCAGACGUUCGCCAGCUUGGAACCUUGGAUGAGGAUGAUGCUGAUUGGGAUGACCCGUUUCGAAACCCAUCCGCUCGACUCUCUGACAUUGAUCCACAAAGUCUCAGUGAAGAAUUUGCAUACUCUAGUGCCAUUGUUGAAAUCCCCUCCGGGAUUACUGCUUUUGUGAAUCCACAGGCUGUUAGGCAUGUGACCUCCCUGCUGGAAAUAUUGCAGCCAAGCAACCCAGAGGAUAUAUUGGAUAGUCUACAGGUGGACUCUGUCAAAGAGAUUUUCAGCGCGAAGCGACGCAGUGACGCCCUAGGCGAUAUCAAUGACCUGCUUGUCCGACUCCCGGGAGCGCAUAUCCGGUUCUUGAACUCAUCAACUUUGGACAGCCCCGAUUCAUCCUCCGAAACCGAUCAGUACGACCUACAGUUAUCCAACGUCAGCCUUGUUACUAGGAAUGUGUCGGAGCAAAGAGACAAUUCUGCGAUACGCAAAAUGUCUAGAACGUCUCUACAACUGCGGAUGAGAAGCGCCGAGUUAUCGGCAACAGAGAGGCUCACGGCAGUCACCCAAGCUCAAGCGGCUGUGAUGGUGCAGAUCGAUCAGAUUCUAGUAUCUUUAGGGUCAAAAGACGUGACAUACCUCGAUGCCGACAUUGGCUCUGUCGUCGGUAGCACAGCCUCUGGAAAUAUUGAGUACUUGGCAUCUUUGAUACAUCGCACUGGAAACGUGGCCUCGGAGCUGUCGCAUCUACUUGCUGAAUCGUCAGGCCGCCAAGAAAACCGUGUUCGUUAUUGUUGCUAUCGUUUGGUAGCCCUAGGCCGGUCGACCAACGACCCUCCAUUUCUCAUUCGUCCUUCAGCAGUGCUACGGUCAGUGGAUCAUCACUUGAGGACUGUUGAUUCGUGGAAGAUGGCCAUGCGACUGAGACAAAUCUGGACAGUCUUGCCAGAAGCUGACAAACUUCGUCUUACGCAGGCCUGCAGCACGGGAACAGGACCCCUUCCUCAUAACGCAGCUGAAUCUGUUGUAGAAGCGUUUCAGCAAUGGAGGAGUUGGGAUCUCGAAGAUCCUCAACAAACAGCUCUGCUCAACAAGGUGUUUGGCCCUAUGAAACAACCAAUGGAAGAGCAAAGUGAUGGUCGCCCAUUCUUGAGUGCGUGCAGACUGGGCGAAUUACAGUUCAUCCUUGACCCUGGCCCGAAAGAGAACCGUGUGGCUGUCAAAGACCUCACGAGUAGGUUUGAACGUAAGCUGGAUGCCUCACUCGCGGCACAGCUUGGUAUCCAAGUUAUGGAUGAUAUUCUCAACACCGUGGAUAUCUCUUGCUCUCAAGUCCACGUGGAUCUGAACUGGGAGCUUUUGGAACUCGGUCAGACAGUACUGAAGCUCUACAAUCGUAAUCAACCCAACACUGCCCCCAGGAGCGAGAACACAAAGCCGAAGCUGGCCGACAAAGGAGCAAGCCGCAGGGCCUUGCACGUAUUUUUUGACAUUGGAAAGGGCUCUUUCAACUUGGAAACCGUCAAUCUUCGCUCUAGCAACGUUGUAAGCGGCUUCAAGUCCUCAGCGCUGCUGUACAAGUUGGAAAGUGGAAGAGAGUUCAGCAGCCUUAUGCUGACCUCUGACGCCGUGACUUCUAGGAUGCACAGCCAGUCUUUUUCACUAUGGACCUGCCAGCUACUGUAUCCAUCGGUGACUGUCUCCCAAGAGAUUCCCGAAGUCAAAACCCAGCCCCUUCAUGUCAUCAAAGGAGCUGCGAGCAGUCGCGGUCUGUCCUUUAGCGUUGAAAAGGAUAUAAUGGGCCUCUUGGAGAUUGCCGAUCUUGUUAUUCGCGACGAGGGUGCGCAGCUGGCCCAACUUCAGAAGCAAAUCCCCAAACCGCAGAAGAAGGGGGAGUCACCAGACAUUUCUGAUCAGCUCUCAAACUUACAGAUCAACAUUGUCAUGUUUCUGGACGGGUACUCCAUCAGCGUACCGCUACUCCAAUCCCUGACUUACAAAGUAUCUGGAGUUGUGGCGCGAGCAGCAUUCGCGGCCAACCAUGGAAAGGAGCUUGUAUUUGACUUUGAUGUCAAGGAUAACUCGCACGACAUUCAAAUGAAUGUAAACAACAAGUUGCAGAGUAUUUCCAUCUUGCAGAUGCCACCGACAAAUGGCCGCAUUACAACUCGCAUGGGCGAUGGUGAGCGCACAAUUAAUGUGCUUUCAUCAAUUGAAGUAAUUCGCCUUGACGCGUCAGCUAUUUACAGCUUGCUUACGGCCGUGAACCGACCGCAAAUCAGCGCAGAAGUCGAAGACAUACAGGAGCAGUUCAAAUCAAUCCAGGUUCACUUGAGCGAGCUUUCCGAGCCAGAGCAGCUCCCGCUCGUACCAAGCACGUCGAGCAACCCGAGGACGAUCCCGCUGCCGAUCAUUUAUGACAUACACCUAACAUUAGCUGGAUUCCAGGCCCUUACUAAGACACCUCUUAAAAAGCCAGAAGAGCCUUUCGCGCAGCUUCUUUUUGCCCUGGACAAGUUCCAUCUGCAAGCAUCCAACAGAGACGCCUCCUCCGGUGCUGUUAUGAAAUAUCCCGAGUUGAGUCUGAAUCUGCAGAAUAUUGGCUUCGAUGUACGUCGGGGUCACGAAGGCAAUACCAGGUCCUGUGGUAAUCUUGGAGCGAGCGUCACCGUUAAUGCUGGCUCAAGAAGAUCGCCAGAUGGCAAGGAUGAGUGGAUUUUCAAUUUCAUGAGCGAUGACCUCCACGUCAUACUGUCACCCGAGACCGUCUCAACGGUCAUUGACAUUAUGGGCUACAUGAGCUCCAGGAUUAAGGAUCUGGAUACGUCACGCGAGCUGGAAUAUCUGCGAAGACUGAGGCAAACGAAGCCCCGCAUCUCCAUCAACGAUGAAGAAGCAUCUCAACCAGACGCCGAAGAUCUUCUUGAUUCGGUCCUGUCGUCUGUCAUAUACCGAUUCCAGCUGCGGAAUAUUCGUGCUAGCUGGGAUGUUGCCAAGGAAGCGGAUCACACUUCGGACGAUAAAGAAGAUCUUCAUUUCUCUAUUUCGUUGAUCGAAUUCGGCACAAGGAGUAGGAAAUCCGCUCGACUGACCAUUGAAGACCUGCAGCUACAAAUGGUGCCACCUGGUCAUGAAAGGGGGACCAGGUCUCUUCAUUCAGCUCUCUUGCCCGAGGUCACGUUUAACGUCGCGUACAUUUCCACAGCUGAUGCUCGACGUCUUGCUUUCCAAGCGAUUGGCAAAUCGCUGGACUUGAGGCUCACUUCAGCGUUUAUUCUGCCUGCUGCCAACUUGGUGCAAUCAAUCUCUUUAUCUGCCAAGAACGUACAGGAAGCCUCUGCGAAAUGGACGACGGAUACUGUACCAGACACGACCAGCAAAGAGCCUGCUGAGACUCCCACUAUUAAACAAAAGUCAAUACUGCGCAACAAGCGACUUGAGAACCUCUUGCUCGACGCGGACUUUGCUGGAGCCGUUGUUCACGUAUCGAGCAGUAACAAAGCGCAAAGCCAUAAUGGGCCUUCCCUUGGCGGUAAAUAUGGACAGUUUAAUGUCGAUGACUCUGGCAGCAGUGCCGUACUUCGCAGCCCCGGAUUAGCCUUCAAGGGAGAGUUCCGCGACGAUGGCAAAGCAGACCCGUCACUGUAUGGUGAGGUCAAGAUUGAUGCAUCGGAGAACAUCUUGUACCCCUCAGUUGUUCCUUUGAUUCUCGAUAUCGUGUCGAAUAUUAAGGAGGUCGUCAGCGACAAAGACGAGGAACAAAAAUCCCCCGCGCCACCGAAGCUCAAGCCUCAGAAAACCGGGGAGGAGGAGAAUAUUCUCACUGCGGACCCCAGAACUGUUAUUGGCCGAUUAAAGCUGAAUCUCGGGUUGAGAAUCUGCCAGCAGAAAUUCACGUUGAGUUGCCAGCCUAUUGCGCGAGUUGCUGCAACGACGAGCUUCGAUCACUUCUACCUCACCUUCAACACAAUUACCUCGCAAGAGCAUGGCGAGUUCUUCGCCAUAUCCGGAGUGUUGACAAGACCACAAGCAUCAGUAAAGCAUGUGUACUCGAGAGAACCAACAGCUAGCUUUGCUCUUGACACGGUCACCCUGUCUCUCAUGAACAGCAAGCAUGUAAGCGGUGUCAGUGGAGUUUCAGCCAUCUUGAAUGUCAGCCCUAUGGUGAUCUCUGUGAAUGCAAGACAGGCGCCAGAUUUCUUGCUUUUCCGAGAAAUUUGGUAUCCGGAAGAGCUUCGUCAUGUGGAUUCUGCGCCGGUUGCAAAGCUCGAGACAGAGACGUCUCAAGUUCAUUUGGUUCAGCGGUACCAGCAAGUCGCAGCCACCGCGGCUUUCCCCUGGACUGCUACCGUGUCGAUUGCAGCACUUGAUGUCAGUAUUGAUCUCGGCCAGUCCAUUGGAAAAUCCGUGUUUCAAAUUCAAGAGUUCUGGGUUUCCUCAAAGAAAACGUCUGAUUGGGAACAGAACCUAUGCUUGGGUUUUAGCAAGAUUGGCAUUGACUCUACCGGCCGCCUGAGUGGCUUCAUUGCUCUGCAGCACUUUCGGCUCCGAACAUCUAUCCAAUGGCCAAAACGUGAGGAGGCCUUGAAUGAAACGCCCCUGGUACAAGCUUCACUCGCAUUCAAGGCCCUCCAAAUCAAAGCAGCGUUUGACUACCAGGCAUUCCUUGUUGGAGAUGUAACGUCUCUCGAAUUUCUAAUGUACAAUGUUCGCGAAACUCGAGACGGUAGUGGAGAUCGUCUUGUGGCCAUCUUCAAUGGUGACACGAUCCAGCUCUUCGGUACCACAUCCUCAGCUGCACAGGCAGUCGCAGCCUACCGGGCCCUGAAAAAGCUCGUUCAGGAGAACAAAGAAAGCUACGAGGCGUCUCUCAAGGAGAUUGAAAAGUUUGUCAACCGUAAGUCAGUUGGCGGGCGAAGUACCUUGCAGCCACGACAUACCGUCCCCAAGCUCCCUGAAAAUGAUACAAUGUCCAAGUCACCCAUUUCGCUAGACACGGAUGUUGUCGUGACGCUGCGGGCACUGAAUCUCGGUGUCUUUCCCAGCACCUUCUCCGAUCACCAAGUCUUCAAGAUGGAAGCACUAGACGCCUAUGCGAGGUUUGCGGCCAGUAUGCAGCAGCGAAAGAUACAUAGCUUACUCCGCAUGACUUUGGGGCAGCUUCGUGUUGGCCUAGCAGGUGUACGCAACGUGGAAGCCCCGCGGACACUAAGCGAGAUGCGCGUUGAGGAUGUUGUGGAAAGAUCAACAGGCUCUCGCGGCGGCACCAUCCUCAAGGUGCCCUGCGUCGAGGCGGUCAUGGAGACGUGGCAGUCGCCCAACACCAACCACAUCGACUACAAGUUUAAGAGUGCCUUUGAAGGAAAGGUCGAAGUCGGUUGGAAUUACUCCCGCAUCAGCUACAUUCGGGGCAUGCUGGCGAACCACAACAAGUCCCUAGAACAGGUCUGGGGCCGUCAGCUGCCGCUCACUGCGGUCAAGAUUACCGGCGUGCCGGGGCUCAGUACGAAGAAGAGCACGGAGAGCUUGGGCGGUGGUAGCAGGUUUCUGAACCCGGACCGCGACGACGACGACGACGAGCCGCCGGCGCAGCAGGGCAAAAUUACGGCCGAGGUCAAUGUACCCCAGUCCAAGUACGACUACACGGCGCUCGAGGAGCCCAUCAUUGAGACACCGCAACUGCGCGACAUGGGCGAGGCGACGCCGCCUCUGGAGUGGAUUGGUCUGCAGCGCGACAGGUUGCCCAACUUGACACACCAGAUCGUCAUUGUGGCUCUAUUGGAGUUGGCAGGAGAAGUGGAAGAUGCGUACGAACGCAUUUUAGGAUCAUCUUGA